Messenger RNA from Daldinia childiae, 456 nucleotides. RefSeq names its product putative rna polymerase iii subunit c17 protein. The record is from RefSeq and is a predicted model, not a curated record. Gene Ontology annotation, cellular component: RNA polymerase III complex. The coding region runs from base 1 to 456 and encodes 151 amino acids. The transcript has 2 exons. NCBI's taxonomy places the organism in Eukaryota, Fungi, Ascomycota, Sordariomycetes, Xylariales, Hypoxylaceae. Gene Ontology annotation, biological process: transcription initiation at RNA polymerase III promoter. Gene Ontology annotation, molecular function: nucleotide binding.
AUGAAGAUCCUCGAAGCCCAGUCAGCUGUGUUGACUAACGUCGAAGUUUACACAUUUUUAAGCAAUCAAGCAAAACAAUAUAAUGACCAAAAGCGCAAAGGACCUACAAAUUUAGAGACACUACGUAAAGAGGUGCUGCAAUAUUUUGAGAGCCCCCCAGGUCCUUUGAGUCAAAAGCCAUUGCCCUUUGAUGCAGCGGUCAUUCCCGAGUUGAUUAAAAGACUGCGCCAGUACCAGAUCACCAAAGGAGAGUGUAUCAUGCUCUUCAACAUUCGCCCCACUAACGUUCCAGUCCUAAAUACUGUUAUCGAGGAUAUGGAAGACCGCUUUAAUAGCGAUCAGCAACAGGAGAUCCUCGACAUAGUCACCGAAGUCCUCGGGCAGUUCCCCCAAGAGCUGGAAGAUGGUGAUCAGGGAGAGGGCGUUAUGGAGACUACUGAGAAUGGACACUCAUGA